UGGGGGUGGGUCAUGGAUUAGAAGAAGCUUUGCUGGGAUUGGAGGAGGGGGCGAAAUGUUGAGAAGGUGGAGAAUAGGGAUCAUGUGUGUUCUCGAAUGUACAACCCACAUUUGAGUGACAAAUGACGAGGACAACCUAUAAAAACAACUAAGCACAAAUCCACCCGAAUCCAUCUCGCCCCGGAUGCGUGUGCUUUUUUCAACUAACUUUGAGAAGUCACAGAGACCCGGCGGUGCGGCCUGUGCCACCUCACCUCGCCUCCACUUUGGCAUUUCAAGCAAGUACCGCCCUCAGAGGUUCCUCUCCUUCCUCCGGACUAAGGAUGGAGGAUCCCUUCAGCCCCACCGCUCUGCCUCCCGCGCCCAACCUCUCCUUAUCCAUCCUGCCGAGCUGGAGUCUCAACCUGACUUCGGGGCAGGCGACCUCUGUCCCGGGGCCACAGCCGCCGCCACGCGGGCCACCCAGCCACCCGAUCCACCUGGUCUUCAUGGGAAUCAUCCUGGUGGCCGCGGUGGCGGGCAACAUCACGGUGCUAUGCCGCUUGUGCGGCGGCAGCAGCCGGCCCUGGCCGGGUCCCAAGCGUCGCAAGAUGGAUUUCCUGCUGGUGCAGCUGGCAGCCGCCGACCUGUACGCGUGCGGUGGCACCGCUUUGUCGCAGCUGGCUUGGGAGCUGCUAGGCGACCCGCGUCCGGCUCUGGGAGACCUGGCGUGCCGCUUCUCGCAGCUACUGCAGGCAUCGGGGCGGGGCGCCUCCGCCCACCUGGUGGCGCUCAUCGCCCUCGAGCGCCAGCUCGCCGUGCGCCGUCCGCAGGGCCCGCAGCUGCCCGCGCGCGCCCUGGCUGCCCUGGGCUGGCUGCUGGCGCUGCUGCUGGCACUGCCGCCGACCUUCGUGGUGCGCUGGGGCGCUCCUCCACCUCCGGCUGCCAGCGCCUGGCCGGGGGAGCAUCGCUGCGGGGGCAUCUUCGCGCCCCUGCCGCGCUGGCACCUGCAGAUCUACGCUGUCUACGAAGCUAUCGUGGGCUUCGCGGCUCCGGUCGCUAUCAUGGGUGUCUCUUGCGGCCACCUGUUGUGUGUGUGGUGGCAGCGCGGGUCUCAGGCUCCGGUGGCUGGGGCACCCUGGUCAGCCAGUCCGGCCCGAGCCCCCAGUGCACUGCCCCGCGCCAAGGUGCAGAGCCUGAAAAUGAGCCUGUCGCUGGCACUGCUCUUCGUGGGCUGCGAGCUACCCUAUUUCGCCGCCCGCUUGGCAGCCGCCUGGUCGUCGGGGCCCGCGGGUGACUGGGAGGGAGAGGGCCUAGUGGUGGCGAUGCGCGUCGUGGAGGUGGCCAACAGCGCCCUCAACCCUUUCGUCUACCUCUUCUUCCAGGCUGGCGACUGUGGGCUCUGGCGGCGGCUCCGGAGGCGCCUCGGAGUUGUGUGCUGCGGGAGGGAGGGAGAAGCCGAGAUCAACGAGGGGGCUGGGGACCACCAGGCGCUCCACCGCCACCGCUGGCCCCACCCCCACUAUCACCACGCCCGGAGGGAGGAGCGGGACAAGGGCUACCUGCGCCCGCCCCCGCCGCGCCCCAGACCACUGUCCUGCUCCUGCGAAAGUCCCUUCUAGGAGCUGCUGCAGAGACAGGUUUGUCGCUGUGGCACAUCCUCCAUGCAGCACAGGGCAGGGCGUAGAGGUCUGCCUAAGUCGCAAAGGAUGGAACUGUUUCCUGGAACCUCUGAAGCCGGGUCUGCUUUCUCCAUGCUAUCGUAUUUCUUUCUAAUGAGAACUUGUCUUUCACUUCCCCUUCGCUUUCUUCUCUCCACUUCCUUUCAUAUUGCCCAUUUAGAGGAGACCAAACUUGGAAAGUUGUAAAAAUCCACCCAAGUUCCAGAGUUAUUAUUUUUGCAAUUCUCUUUUAUACUCCCAUUGUGUUCUAGAUAAGACCAUUUAUUUUAACUAAAUUGCCAAAUUUUCAUUCGUCGCUGUGUUAUGUUUUUAGUUAUUUUGAAUUGUGCUUAAGUCAAGUACAUCUUUGGGGAGCAGCAAAUCUGCUGUUUCUUCCAAGAAGAAAAUCCCCACAACGCUCUUCCUGGGGAGAUUAUGAGUUCUACUAGCAAUGCUGUAGAAAAGUAAUCACGCUGCCACUUCAGAAACAGAACAUUUGAAAAAUAACAUUUCCCACGGAGCAGCUUGAACUUUUUUUUUUUUUUUUAACAUGAUAAUGAGUUUUCUGGGAGGAAAAUCGGUCUGGCUUUUGUUUCCAGUCUUAACUUCCACGUCAAUAAAAACUGAGUACAGGAGAAGAGCAUAAAGCUUUCCGUUGGAAAGGCCAAUCCUUUCCAAGGCAACCCUUAUCCCACAGGACACGGCUAUUGUGCCCAGACCAGCUCAAAGCCUGUCCACAUUGAGCUUCUAAGGACAAAGUCUUGAGCAAACUAGACAAGGAAAAUACUCAGGUGAUGAAUGACGUGAGAGAGCAGAACUCACUGUUUGAGCGUUAAGGAGAU
Peromyscus leucopus (white-footed mouse) is the source of this 2482-nucleotide messenger RNA. RefSeq names its product G protein-coupled receptor 150 (gene Gpr150). Lineage: Eukaryota; Metazoa; Chordata; Mammalia; Rodentia; Cricetidae. Gene Ontology annotation, cellular component: membrane. Gene Ontology annotation, biological process: neuropeptide signaling pathway. Gene Ontology annotation, molecular function: corazonin receptor activity. The transcript has a single exon. The record is from RefSeq and is a predicted model, not a curated record. Bases 324 to 1601 code for a protein of 425 amino acids.